This is a messenger RNA of Anguilla rostrata (American eel), 5223 nucleotides long. RefSeq names its product growth factor receptor bound protein 7 (gene grb7). Bases 616 to 2265 code for a protein of 549 amino acids. The transcript is spliced from 16 exons. NCBI's taxonomy places the organism in Eukaryota, Metazoa, Chordata, Actinopteri, Anguilliformes, Anguillidae. The record is from RefSeq and is a predicted model, not a curated record. Gene Ontology annotation, biological process: signal transduction.
UGGUGUGAAAUGCCUGGUCUCAGAACGUCCGCGGCGCUCUCUCUCUCCGUGGGAUGGCGGCGUUCGAGUCGCCGUAGCGAAACUUCAGUUGCGGGGGCCGGGGAGCUGACGGGAGGUGCACCUCGGCUGUGUCGAAACGCGGGAGAUUCCCUUCAGGUGCGCCGAAGCGCUGCGAACAUAGGGUAAGACGAGGACAGGAAUGUAAAGCGAUACCAGAUGGCCCAGCUGGGAGAUCCACUGUCAGCACGCGUGCUUCCUCGGGACGCUAACGGUAAUAGCAGGCUUCGGCCCGUCCGUCCCGAAACAGGAAUUAAAAAUAGACGCGCUAACGGCCGGUCGACGCGCGCGGCCGGGCGGCCGCCUGUUACGGCGGGGCGCGGACGAGCUGGACGCACGCACGCUAACGCGCGCGCUUCGAGGGGCUUGACAUGGGUAGGCUUACACGCACACCCAGGAGCUAGACACGCGUGAGAGCUCACACACACUCGGACAACGGCCGGCCAAGCAGGGACCAGCUGCUCCUCUGCGCUGCUCCUAUCCCAACAACGCUGAAUCACAGAGACCACUGAGGUGACACCUGCUCCAGCGAUCCCUCCAGUGUAUUAAUGCUAAUUGAUGCCUGGUGAACUCCUGAACGCCCUCUCCAUCUCAGAGAAUGCCAUGGAGGUGGAAGGCCCUUGGAGAGAAGUCUUUGAGGGUACGGGCAGGGAGGGCAGUGGCAGCGCCGACGGGCAGGAGGUCACCCCCGGCUUGGCCUUGAGUCCUCCGGCCCCCGAGGCCCCUCCCAUGCGCAAGUCCAUGCCCGUCAGCAUUAAUCAUAACAGAUCCAAAAGGGAGGAGACCCAGGCCACUUCGUUGCCGUCCAUACCCAAUCCAUUUCCAGAACUCUGCAGCCCCGCCCACUCCCCUGUCCUGGUUGGUUCUCCCCUCGGACAGAGCCGGCCCCCUUCGAGUGGCACACAUGUGGUGAAGGUGUUCGGGGAGGACGGCCGCAGCCGAUCCUUGUGGGUGCCGGCGGGGGCCACGGCCAGGGACGUCUGCCACAUGCUUGUCCAGACCGCCCACUGCGCCGACCAGGAGAGCUGGGCUCUGAUCGAGCUGCACCCGGCCCUGGGGCUGGAACGUUGCCUGGAGGACCAUGAGACUGUGGUGGAGGUGCAGGCCACCUGGCCUCUAGAGGGCGACAACAAGCUCAUUUUCCGCAAGAAUUAUGCCAAAUACGAGUUCUUCAAGAAGCCUGUGUUAUUCUUCCCAGAGCACAUGAUCUCGGAUAGUGCUGAUGUCACCAAGGGCAUGACAUCAUCAGAACUCAUCCAGAAUCUCCUCAACUCGGGGAGCUGUCCGGAGAUCCAGGGCUUCCUCCACGUCCGGGAGCUCAGCCGCAAGCCCUGGAAGAGGGUGUGCUUCUUCUUGCGGAGGUCGGGCCUCUACUGCUCCACCAAGGGCUCCUCCAAGGAGCCCCGUCAUCUGCAGUGUGUGGCCGACCUGGAAGACCUCAACAUUUACACUGUCGCUAACAGUCGCAAGCUCUACGGGGCCCCCUCAGACUUCACCUUCUGCAUCAAGCCUUCCAAGAAUCGUGUGCGGUCGCGGGAUAUGAAGCUCCUGUGUGCGGAGAACGAGCAGACCCGCACCUGCUGGACCACCGCCUUCAGACUCUUCAAGUAUGGAAAGCAGCUGCAGUGUAACUACCAGCUCUCCCAGUCCACACGCAAGCAGGAAGUCACACUGCGCCAGGGCGCCAAGCGCUGCGUGUCAGAAGCAUCUCUGGUGGCCAUGGACUUCUCUGGGAAAGCAGGAGGAAGAGUGAUCGAGAACCCUCGAGAAGCCCAGUGCGCGGAGCAGGAGGAGGGACAAACCUGGAGGAAGAAGACGGCCCUGCGCUACAGCCUGCCAAACAGCCUGCCAAACAGCUGCCAAGGGUUCCGCAACACCUCGAUUCACCAGACGCAGCCCUGGUUCCAUGGGGGCGUGUCACGCAGAGAGGCCCAGGCACUGAUCGAGGAACAGGGGCUGGUGGAUGGGAUGUUCCUGAUCCGGGAGAGCCAGCAGCAUGCCCAGUGCUUCGUCCUGUCCCUGUGCUACAAACUGAAGACCAAGCACUACCUGGUCAUCCCGUGCGAAGACGAUGGCAGGAAGUACUACACCAUGGACGACGGCGUCACGCUCUUCAUCGACCUCCUGCAGCUGGUGGAGUUCCACCAGAUCAACCGCGGGAUCCUGCCCGUCUGCCUCAAGCACCCCUGCGUUCGAGUGGCGCUCUGACCGUGCCCCCCCACCACCCCCCUUAGACUUAUGGACGGUCAGUGACGCCCCUCCCUUGGCGCUUACCACCUGCGCUGGUCCUUUCACCCGAAAAGUCGAAACCUUAGGAACCGUCCCAGAAGAAGGCAGGACGUGUGGGAGAUGGGACCGGGCCUAGGACACGAUUUAAGGGGUUUUGGGGUAGAACUUUGGAGUUUUUUUUAUUCUUCGUGUUACUAUGAAACUGUGGACAGCCAUUCCAGUCUAGAGAGGUAAGCUGCAGGGGAGCCACGCGUACAGCGAAAGAGAUCCGGACCCCCUUCGGUGUUCCCUGUCCUCAGUGUGACACUUGGGAAGCACAGACUUCUUCACCCUCGGUGUGGCGAUCUGGAGCUCAGGUUGCCAUGGAGGCGCGUGGAUACAUCGCUCACCUUCUGAGCCCACGCCCAUCACAGACACACCAAGGGGCUUCUGGAUUCUCUUUGCUCUCACUCCCUCCAGAAAGAAUGACUGAUUUGUUUAAUUUUUUUCAAUGAACAGAGUACACCCUAUAUAAUAGAAACAUGGCUAGCCAACACAUGCAGUUAUAUGUAGCAGCGGGCACAGCCUAACUGAAGAAUGUUUGGCAGGUGUGUGCAUUCGCAGGUGCUCUUGCACGCUCUUUGUAUUUAUCCUUUCCCAAAUGUGGCAGGAUUAAAGAUCUGCACUGGCCCAGACCUGACCCUAACCCUAACCCUCACCCUAACACAAACCUAACCGAAACGUGGCAGGAUUAAAGAUCUGCACUGGCCCUGACCUGACCCUAACCCUAACCCAAACACAAACCGUAACCCAAACAUGGAAUGAUUAUAGAUCUGCACUGGCCCUGACCUAAACCUACCCCUAACAUAAACCCUAACCCAAACAUGGCAGGAUUUAAGAUCUACCCUGAGUUGGACAUCAUGAGAUGUUUAGCCAGGUAUCGCCAAUGAAGCCGCGGGGAACGGUCAGCGGUGCAUGUGAAAUGGGGAUUGGGGGAGAGGGACGAGAUGGCUCCCAUUCCUCUACCCUACAGGUGCUGAUUCAGUCUUUUGCCUGUGCGAAUGACUGCUCACCCUAGACUUUAGUGCCUCUAUCAUGUUCAACAUCAGUGACCUCAUAUGCUAGUGCUCCUCCUGGAAACAGCUGUAGUACGCAUCAAACUGGGCGUGUCCUGAAUGUGGCAUUAUGUAAGGGAUGGCAUUACUCAAUUUCGUUUAGAAUUGUACCGUUAUUAUAUCUCUGUUAUUACUGUACACUACGAUCAACUGUCUUUUAAUGUUAUGUAUAAGAUAAUGCAGAGCUGUGCUGGCAAUGCAAAGCCAGUUAAUGUGUGGUUUGGAGGAGGGGUGAUGUGGGUGGUGAACAGCCACUCACUGGCCUUUUCUCUGAGGACGCAGACUGCACAGCUGUGAGUGCUGAAAAGCUCCUCCCACUGACAGCACUCCUUAUUGGCAUUAUGUGGAGUGAUCCACUGUGCCUAUAGCCAUGCACAGGUUUUAUAGCACCAUAUUGAGACAUUAUUUGCACGUGUGCAACACCUUUAGAUAUGGGUAUGCAUGAUGCACAAUUACAUGUUAAAGGUGAUUCCUCUUAAAAUGAGGUUAGUCCACCUUUUUUGUGUUUUAGCCCUAGUAAAGUAUAAAAGGCAUUAAGUUAGCAUGAACAACUGAGGUCUGUAUCUCCUUUGGUUUUGGCCGGCCAACACUGCAUACAUUUUGAGUCACUUUGUGUUGAUGAGCACCACUAGAGGGCGCGGCUGUUCAAUGAAUGACUUGUUCCAGCUUUGCAGUGCUGUAGAUUCAACCACACACUACAUAUCCCAAUCUUUGUUAAGGUUCACCUGUUAGCUUUGCAUUUUAAAAAAUGUUUUAUUCUUGAACUUGGUUUGUUUCAACAAGUAAUGGAAUGCUGAUCUGGAAUUUUUUUACCAGCCAUUUAUUUUCAGUUUUCUGUUAGUCUUUUGUUAAAUAGCUGCUUUGCUUAUUUGAUAUAAGGUAAAGGUGUUUCUUCACAUAAUUUUCACUUCUUUUCAGUGAUGUCUACCCUUUGAAGGCCCUUUUAAGAUCUCGCUCAAUUAUGUGUAAUUGGCUUAAUUGCAAUUAAUUAUUCCAAGUCCUAUAAAAAUGAACUUGAAAUUAAUAUUAAUCUGUAAUAUCAAUUUGAUGAAGACCCAUAAAUUAAUCUCAGAAAUUUAAAUAAAUACAUUUACUUAUUGUUUUACUUUUUUAAAGAACAUUUCUUAAAAUAAUCUUUCAAAAAGAUUCAGAUUUGAAGAUUCAGAUUUUUCAAAUCAGAUUAUAUCUCAACUCUAAAUGUUUGAGCCAACAUAAGAUGAAAAUUCCAGGACCACAAUUGGGAAUCACUGAAUUAUGUAGUGGUCUCAACUAUGCAGGGUAAUGGACUCCACUAUACAGGGUAAUCACACUUUUUCAGAUAAAAAGCUAUUUUAAAAAAUAAUGUAAUGCAAACUCACUGAAAUAGAAUGCACACUUAAUGCAUGAUUUUGCACAGUGGUGUUGUCUUAAGCUGCUACACUUGAAAAUGGGAAGCCAAGUAUAUUUUGAACUGGACAAAGUCAACCCCAAAGAACAAUUUCUGAAGACAUUUAAAUAAGAUAAAUAAAAAAUAAAAUAAGCAAUACUGUUGUGUUAAAUGUGCUCCAGUUAUACUGUUUAUACUUCUGAAUUAAUUCUCAUCCCUUACCUAAAUUGCUCCUCUCAUAGAAAUAUUGGUGCUAGGUGUUGGUCCCUUCCAAACCCUGUUAAUUCAUGAUUUAAAGAAUGCAAGGCCAGUUAACUUUCAUAUAUUUUAUACACAUAUGUAAAUGACUAAAAUUAAGUUCAAUAUAUUUUUCCACAAAUUACACAUUAAUUCAAAGCAACUUCAUAUUACUUCCUGACUUUCUGUCUGUAUUACAAUAAGUGGUUGUUUUAAUAAAGCUUUGAAUUUCCCAGAAUA